CAAGCAAAGCUGCCUGCUCCUCUGCAGGCCUUUUCCAGGAGAGCCAUCAGCCAAUCAGAAACCAGCCACCAUGGGGCCUGUGGAGGGAGGUGUGGCCUUGGCAGUUGGUCUGUGAUUUCUUAGUGGCUGGAGGCAGAAGGGGCUCCAUGCAGCAGGACAAGGAGGCAAAUAACUUUUCAUUCAUCUGCAAACAUGUACUGCCCAGUCUCAUGCUAGUCCUUGUACUGAAAACACAAUAGUGCAGAAGAGCCAGUGCCUCCCACUGAGGAAGAUGUCCGAGCUGGGGCUUAGAGCUGCCAUGGGCCAUGGCUGGGACUGGGGCAAGAGCUGAGAGCUCAGCCUCAACAGCAUCUGUUUGAGUCCUUGUGCCCACAUGAGAAAGGACACCACGCCCUGUUAACUCCACAGACCAGGGGCAUGGUGGCCGGCAGAAGUGGGCUCAGUCAGAGUGAGUUGGGCAACCUCUGGAUGCACGUGCUUCCAUGCAUCGGCCCAUAAGCGUGCCCCUCUGAGAACACACCCAAACACCUGCAUGGAUCCAGAAGUACGAAUGUUCAAAUAUGUAUGUGCUUAUGGGUCUACAGACACAUAUCAGGAUGCUCUCAAAUCUAUGUCCAUAUGUGCCCGUGUGUGAAUGAGCCUGCAUGGACUUGUAAGAGGCACACCUGAGCCUGCCUGGAGCUGUGCACAAGCUUGUGCAAGCCUUCCUAUGCAUGUGUAUGCACACCAAGUGAGCAUGAGGCUGUGUGCUCACAUGUGGACACACCUAGGUCUCUUUAUGUGUCAAGCUUCUACUGUACAUGUGCAACCUCGCAUGUACAUCCAUCGGACACGCCGAUAUGCAUGUGCAAGUUACUAUUCUCUUCUGCCAAUACCUGGGAGUGAUGACGGGGACGGAGAGGGGAGGGGAAGAGGAGGGCUACCCUCCACCCCCAGCAUCAAAAGCCCUGCUCCUUAACACUGGCCCUUGCCUGAGACCCAGGCCACCACAGGGUCUACCUCUUCUCCUUAAGUGGUAUCGCCCUGUCGGUGGAUCAGUUAAAUAUAACCUCACGGAAGGAGUCAACUCAACAACCAAUCCUAAUUCAGAAGAAAGAGACUGACUGAUUCUUCGGGGGCGGGGAGGUGGGGGGCGGCACAGAGCCUUUAUCCCAACUAAUUCUGCUGAUACCAGAAGGGCCUUCAGAUCAAGUGUCAGCCUCUCUAGCCUGAAUAAUUCAUGCCAAGGCCAAGAGUGUUCCCUUCUCAGGAGCCUGUCUCUUUAAAUCAGGUCCUGAGCUUCCCAGUUCUGGGGAAAAAAAAAAAAAAAAAAAUCCAGAACAAAACAAACCUAAAAACAGCUCAGCCCAGCCCCUCUGAGACCCCUACUCCAUGCUGCAAAACUGUUUCUGUUUGGACAACCUCUGGAGCCCAGAACUCUCCGAGGCAUUCACCAUGUAUAGGUGGGGUACCCUGGAGGGGAGGAGGGGCAGGCAUCCAACCCUCAGGUCCUGAGACCCAGAACCAUCUAGCAGGGGUCCCCAGGUCUUGGGGCAGGGGAUGGCAAAGAGCUGAAUCACCACACCCACUGAGUCCCAGGGCCUAGGCGAGGGCUUGGGGGAGGAGUCCAGCCUGGUGGAGGAAAUCAGAUGCCAGAACUCGGGCAGAGAAGCCAGUGAGUUGGGGGAGGAGGGGUGGGGAGAAGGCAGGGGAUGCUGCCGACUUCCUCGGGGUGGAUGGGGUGGGGCUGGAGAAGAAGGUGGUCUCGCGGGACUUGCAGGGGUGUCGACCCAGCCAGGCCUGAUGUAACUGGGGUCGCAGAGGAGGGGGCUGAGGCUGGGGAUUUUCCUCCUCCUAGCGCAGCCUUCUGCUUGAUCACAGGGAUUAGGAAGAGGCGGAAAAAUGAGGUUCUUGCCCAGCCCACCCCUCAUCCCUGCCUGCGCUGGUCGGAGGAACUCGAACGUCUUCCCCCCAGUUUCUCUCUCGGUGAUGCUGACCCACCUGCCAGCCCUCCCCGCCCGGGCGGGCCCCGCCCCACACGUGCCGGAGAGGGAGGAACCAGCUUAAACGCGGCGGGUAGGGGGAGAUGAAGCGGAGGCAAGUCAGAACCUCGGAGCCAAACUUCUCAGCAGCCCAGAAGCCGAGGAGGCAGAGGAGAGAGCGACAGAGAGCGGCAGCCAAAAGCCCUGGUUCUCGGGAGCCUCCCACUCCGCCUCUCUGCAAGGAGGGCGCGGAGACACCACUGGGGGCGGAGGAGGAGGCCAGGAGGCGGGGAGGGGGGAGGCAAACCCUGCCCACUCGGCUCGGAGCCCGGCACCGCCGCGGAAGUCGGAGGCCGGUGCGCAGGGCGAGGAGGGCACCGGGGGCGGGGGGCUCGGCUCCCCGCCUGACCCCUCCCGCUCCAGCCAGGAAAGUGAAGCCUCCUCGGACUGCAAAGCCAGCGGACGGACCGACCGCGAGCGCCAGGAGCUCCGGGUCAAGGACUUGCCCCACCUGCCCCCCUCCCUUGCCCCUCCCCUCCCAGGCGCUCCGAACUCACUGGUGAGCGCGGCGGCCCGGGCGCUGGAUGCGGGGGCAGUCGCGAUGGCCCCGCGCGCGGGACGGCCGGAACACAGGGGCCCGCUGCUGCCGGGACUGCUGCUCGUGGCGGCGGCGCUGAGCCGGCCCGCCGCGCCCUGUCCCUUCCAGUGCUACUGCUUCGGCAGCCCCAGGCUGCUGUUGCGCUGCGCGUCGGGCGCCGAGCUCCGGCAGCCGCCGCGGGACGUGCCGCCCGACGCGCGCAACCUCACCAUCGUGGGCGCCAACCUGACGGUGCUGCGCGCGGCCGCCUUCGCCGGCGGGGACGCGGACGGCGAGGAGGCGGAGGCGGGCGGCGUGCGCCUGCCGCUCCUGACCGCGCUGCGCCUCACGCACAACAACAUCGAGGUGGUGGAGGACGGCGCCUUCGACGGGCUUCCCAGCCUGGCGGCGCUCGACCUGAGCCACAACCCGCUGCGCGUCCUCGGCGGCGGCGCCUUCCGCGGGCUGCCCACGCUGCGCUCGCUGCUGCUCAACCACGCGCUGGCGCGGGGCGGCCCCGCGCUGCUGGCUGCGCUGGACGUCGCGCUCGCCCCGCUGGACGAGCUGCGCCUCCUGGGCCUGGCGGGCAACGCGCUGAGCCACCUGCCGCCCGCCGCGCUGCGCCGGCCGCGCCUGGAGCAGCUGGACGCGCGCCUCAACGCGCUGGCGGGCCUGGGCCCCGACGAGCUGCGCGCGCUGGAGCGCGAGGGCGACCUCCCGGCGCCGCGCCUGCUGCUCGCCGACAACCUGCGCUGCGGCUGUGCCGCGCGCCCCCUGCUGGCCUGGCUGCGGAACGCCACGGAGCGCGUCCCCGACGCGCGGCGCCUACGCUGUGCCGCCCCACGGGCGCUGCACGACCGGCCUUUCCUGGACCUGGACGAGGCGCGGCUGCGCUGCGCCGACGGCGACCUCGACGGUCGCGGGGAAGAAGUGGAACUCGCUGGCCCGGAGCUGGAAGCCUCCUACGUCUUCUUCGGGCUGGUUCUGGCGCUCAUCGGCCUCAUCUUCCUAAUGGUGCUCUACCUAAACCGCCGCGGCAUCCAGCGCUGGAUGCGCAACUUGCGCGAGGCCUGCCGGGACCAGAUGGAAGGCUACCACUACCGCUACGAGCAGGACGCCGACCCGCGCCGCGCGCCCGCCCCGGCCGCCCCCGCCGGCUCUCGCGCCACUUCCCCCGGCUCCGGCCUCUGAACUCUGCCCGCUGGGGCUUGGGGUCCGCCCCUGCCAGCUGAUGAUCUUACUGAGGCUGCCUGGCUCGAAGCCGUGGGUCGGAGACGCCCGCGAGCUUGGGGCUGUGAGACUUGACCCCGACCGACCCGAGACCUUGGGAUUAUGCCAUCUCCCCUACCCGGAGGCCCCAAGCGGUACCCCAUCUCCGCCAGCUUCCAAGAAUUGUCUCCAUCAAAGACCCAGAGACAUCCCUCUUCUGAUUCCAUAAGUCCCACCUGCCCAUCCCAGGCUCUGGCAUCCCUCUUGAACCACCCAAAGCGCGCCCCCCCGACCCCGCGCGAGACUCUGUCCUUCAGUCUAGAGGCCCUGAGACUGCUUCCGCCACCCAGACCUCUCAACAGGAAACAUCCCUCUAGACUACUCUGCACCUGGAGCCCUCAGCUCCGUUCCAGUGCUCAGGGGCCCUCAUAUCCUAUUCCGGUAUCAGGCAGAGCGCCCCCCCCCCCCAAGGUUUUUGUGAAUUUUGAGCCUUUUUUCCCCUCUCAUUCUGGAGCUCUUAACUCUCCAUCCUAGAGACCUACAUCCGGGGGUUCUGAGAAUCGAGCACCCUUCCCCAACCUGUGGAUGUGUUUCAUACCACCCACCACCCGGCUCUGGUUCAGGCCCCUCACUUCCUUGGCCCCCUCCUUCCUUGGCCCAGCUCCUGUCUGUCUUUCCCGUCCCAGGGACAGGCAAACCCCGUUAUCACCUUAGUGCGGAGCCAGUCCUCAGCCUUUCCACUUUUGGCUCUGAGCCCCCAAUACUCAGUGCUUGUCCCCCGUCUCAAACUCUCGGCUCUUCACCUCAAUCCGAGUUUCAUCCGCCUGCCCAAGUCUUGGGCUCUCCGUCCCCCUCACGGCCAUCAUUUGCACUCAGUACCGCACCUGCUGCUCACGAGGUCAGCGAGGAAUCCAUCCUUGGGCUAUAUGCACCUGUGCUUCCCUCUGAGGGUGAGCUCUCCAGCCCUGCAAAACAGGCGCCGGUGCCAAGCAUCCCCAGCCGUCCAGCAGAUCCCCGUGGGAGAUCCUGGAGGGGAGAGUCCUGGGGGUGCAAAGUAGAUGGGCUGGCCUCAGACCCGGUGUCACCUGACCAUUGGGUCACAGAGAGGGGUGGGGGAGGGGUCUCUGAAGGGCCAGGAGCUGCUGCCCUCAUGUUCUCCCCGCCCCCCAUUGACUCCUCCCCUGGGAAUUUUUGCUGCCGGCUUCCCACCCCUGUCUCCCCUCCCCCUACACCUUCUGGAUGAGGAAGGGGGUUCUCUCCUCCUGUCUCAGGCACAAGCCCUCCUGUCCAGGGUCAGAGCUCAGCGCCCUGCCUUCUGCAUGAUCCCAAAGCACAACUGGUGAGAGGGGAGGGGGCUGCCUCUCCCUGACUCCCACCCCCAGGUCAGGCGGAAUGGCUGGUCUGAGCUGCCUCUGCGCACAGGAGGUUCCCCUCCCCCACCAUAUUGGCUUGAGGCCUGUCUUCCCGCCCCCACCCAAGAAAUCUGAGUCUCCCUUGAGCAGUUUUCUAUAAAGUCUGCAAUAAUCUCA
Sus scrofa (pig) is the source of this 5276-nucleotide messenger RNA. It is a transcript of the gene TPBGL, whose product is annotated as trophoblast glycoprotein like. Gene Ontology annotation, cellular component: plasma membrane. Gene Ontology annotation, biological process: negative regulation of canonical Wnt signaling pathway. The record is from RefSeq and is a predicted model, not a curated record. Lineage: Eukaryota; Metazoa; Chordata; Mammalia; Artiodactyla; Suidae. Gene Ontology annotation, molecular function: protein binding.